Molecule: messenger RNA, 691 nt
Organism: Acanthisitta chloris (rifleman)
Lineage: Eukaryota; Metazoa; Chordata; Aves; Passeriformes; Acanthisittidae
Product: tumor necrosis factor receptor superfamily member 19L-like
Exons: 6
Biological process (GO): apoptotic process
Source: RefSeq, a predicted model, not a curated record
AUGAAGAGGAGCAGGAUGUGCUGGUGGCUUGUCACCGUCCUGGGGGUGCUGAGCAGACCCAGCAUGGGGGCUGGGACCUGCAGUCCCCAGGAGCACAGAACACUGGGAUGCCCACCCGGAGAGGAGCCCACUGGGGGUCCAGUGGGGACGUGCCGAGCUUGUCCCCCCGGCACCUUCUCUCUGGGGGACACAUCCUGCACCACUCACACCCACUGCCAGGCCAGGAACAGGAUCCUGGUGGCACCAGGGACGGCGAUGAGCGACAGCCACUGUGGAGCCUGCAAGCUGGGGUUUUACAGCCCUGAAGGGGAGAGGGAGCCCCAGGGCCUGUGCCUGCCCUGCGCCGCUGCUCCCCGCAGCACCCCGGGGUGCCCAGGCCGCCGGCGAGUCCGCAGCCCCGAAACACCAGGACGGGCAUCGGGGACCAACGGGACACAGGUGGCCCUGAUGGGUGAGGAAGAGGAGGAGGCAGCAGGAGCACAGGUGGCUGUUCUGACCAUCGUCCCAGUCUUCUGUGCCAUGGGAUUGUUGGGAAUUCUGGUCUGCAACCUGCUGAAGAAGAAGGGUUACUACUGCACUGCCAGUAAGGAGCCCCAGCCCAGUGGCACUGGUCCCAGCUCCAUCUACCAGUUGGAGGAUGCCAACGAGGACACCAUCGGGGUGCUGGUGCGGUUAAUCACUGAGAAGAAAG